AUGGCCGAAGUUACAAAGCCUGACACUCUGUCUCAAGACAAGUUCGCCACAUCUACAAUGACUCAGAAAGAAAAGGAUGCUGCUUCUAUCGAGGCUGGCACUUCAGACCCCAUCGAACUUGACGAUCUCGACGGCAGAGCCAAACACUCGUUCACUGGUUCGACCCAGCAGCACGCCUUUAGUGUUCCCAUCGAUGCAGAGUACUGGAAGGGCGUUUAUGAUCAAGCCCAGUAUGAGGGCCGUCACCGAUUUGAUCCUUCCAUUCAGUGGAGUUCGAGUGAGGAAAAGAAACUCAUCCGCAAGAUUGAUUUUCGAAUUAUGCUGUGGGUUUGGAUCAUGUUCUCGUCCCUGGACCUCAUCCGUCGAAACAUCAACCGCGCCGUCUCAGACAAUAUGCUUGACGAGUUGAACAUGAACACGAAUGACUUCAACAACGGCCAAACCAUCUAUCUCUUCUCUUUCCUGGCAGCCGAGCUCCCCGGAGGACUGUUGAGCAAAAAAAUCGGACCAGACGUUCUGACUCCCGUGUGCAUUUGUAUCUGGGGAACUAUCUGCGCCUGCCAAAGCCUCAUCACGAACCGCACCGGCUUUUACCUGACACGUGCGUUCCUGGGCAUGGCUCAAGGCGGCUUCAUACCCGACAUGGUCCUCUACCUCACGUAUUUCUACAAAAGCAACGAAUUGCCUAUUCGACUUUCGGUAUUUUGGACCGCUAUACCCGUGACACAAAUCGUUGGAGCUCUUAUGGCCGCCGGACUUCUCAAGAUGCGUGGCUUACACAACUGGAGCGGGUGGCAAUGGCUCUUUCUAAUUGAGGGCCUUCUCAGCAUUGUCGUGGGAUUAUUGACGUUCCUCGUCAUGCCCGCGAGUAUCACUGAAACGCACAAGAUCCUGCGUGGAAGAAUUGCUUGGCUUCAUGGAAAGACCGGAUGGUUCACCGAGCGAGAAGAGAAAAUUCUGGUUAAUCGACUCCUCCGUGAUGACCCUUCCAAGGGCAACAUGCAUAAUCGACAACACGUCAGUGUCAAACGUAUCACGAAGGCAGUAAUGAACACAGAUCUGUGGCCUCUCUAUAUACUCGGAUUGAUCGCUUUCAUUCCCUUUCAGCCUGCCGCCAACUACCUAUCUCUUACUCUGAGGAAUCUGGGUUACACUGUCUUCGAGGCGAAUAUGUUGGCAGUCCCAGGGUAUGCCAUAUUCUUCAUCAACAUCCUCGUCGUCACAUGGAUGAGUGAGAGAUUUCAUGAAAGGCUAUUGGUGUCCUCUCUGAGCGUCUGGUGGGUUCUCCCGUUCCUUAUAGGACUGCUAGCCAUUCCCCGGAGCGCAAGUCCUUGGGUUCGAUAUGCCCUGCUCACCGGCGUAAACGGAGAGCCGUACACACAUGCGAUCCUGGUCUCCUUGAUUUCUCGGAACUCCAACGACGUGGGCACACGCGCUGUCUCCGCAGCGGUGUACAACAUGUGCUACCAGUUUGGCUCGAUUAUCGCAGUGAACGUUUAUCGCAACGACGACAAACCAUACUACUACAGAGGCAACCGAGCCCUGAUUGGAAUUACGUGCGCAAGUAUCGUCCUUUUCUUUCUGGCGAAGCUGUACUAUGUAAAACGAAACCAGCACAAGGAGACGCGGUGGAUGGCGCUAAGUCCCAUAGAGCAGGAGCAGUAUCUUUCCACUACUACAGACACAGGGUCGAGGAGACUAGAUAUCAAAUGUUCUCGAACCACCCCUUGCAGUAGUUGUGCCGCUGCUGGAGUUCAGUGCGAAUUCCGUGCUGAUGAUUGGAAACGAGCCCCGAUAUCACAUGAAUAUGUCGGUGCUCUUGAGGGUAGGGUUGCCGCGCUGGAACUCCUGCUUUCGAGUAUCAAGACCUCUGCGCCGUCCCAGAGAAGUGCUCUCAUCGACGGCAUUGAUUUUCUAGACCACUUGCCUUCCAUCCCGAGCAAAACACAGGCAGGCAUGGGAUCGGGGACUUCUGUGUGUGACGGUCCUGAAGGAUUCUGGGGCAUGGAUCAAGAUGGCGGCCCCGUCUUCCACGCACCUGGAAGUGCCUAUGCGACCGGUCUCCUUUCGUUUCGUAAAACGAAUCCUAUAUUAGACCCGCCACCAACUCUCUUGGAUAAUAUCGCCAGCAUCCCCAAGGUUGUCGUUCAGGAAUGUGUCGCUUUGUUCUUCAAAUGGCAGCAGCCUUUCUGCACUCUUGUCGAACGCGACGCCCUGCUAGAGCGCUGUAGACAUCACCGAAGGCCUCCCAACCAUAGCCCGUCUUUUCUCCUGCACGCCGUGUGUGCUUUGGGUGCCCUGAUGUCGGACGAUCCAAAUAUUCGAGAGUUGGCGGAUCGCUUUGCAGCCUCAGCGGAAGAAGGUAUUUCAGACAAAUGCUUCUGGUAUUCUUCGCACAUCGCUACCGCUCAGACCAUGUUGCUUUGUGCGGUCUUUGCGACUGGAAAAGGACAGGUGUCAAAGGCCUGGAUGUAUUCAGGGAUGGCACUGCGAAUGACGCAAGAUCUCGGUAUUCACGAGAGCAACUCACCGGUUUUACCGGAACAUGCCCAGAGUGCGCUGCUCGUCAACUUGGAGUUGCGACGGCGCAUGUCUCUAACCUUCUCUAUUUCCGAUAAAAUUUUCAGCCUCCUGUACGGACGCCCGCCCAUGAAUGAAGACCAUUCUUUCGCUCUGGAGCGGCCAGUCCUCGAUAGUCCGAAUUCGAGCUGGGAACAGAUGGCUUCCUGUACAGAUGAGACGGUCUCGGUACCUCUAUGGGCACCACAGGUGGAUCAGCUCCGCAACAAGAGCACUGACGAUCCAGACCAGCCCGACGUGCCGACGCUGCUACUGACCAAGCAAGCAGAACUCGGCAAAAUCAUCACAGAUAUUCAGCUGCAAGUACAUAGCAAGAGAAAGCUCCGGCACCUUUCUGAGUACUGGCACCAAGCAUUGUACAACAAACUCAAUUCCAGGCUGUGGAGUUGGCAUGAUUCGCUUCCAGGCGAUAUGCGGUGGAGCAGAUGGAGCUCUAAUCUAGAAGAGGUAGAACCGAGCCUCGCAAAUCUUCACAUGAUCUACCACACUGCGCGUAUCAGUCUCAAUCGAUCACUGCUUUCCGGUGAAGUGCAUGGGACUUCUCUCGAAUUGUCGAGGCUCGUGUCCGAUGCCCUCGAAGCUUGCAAUAGCUCCGUCGAGGCGAUUAUUGGAAUAUUCCGCCGCUUCGGUGCACAACACACCUUGAAGAAUGCGCCACUUAACUUCGUGCACGGAGCAGUGGCCGCUGUGGACGCAACUCUGGUCAUGGUUUCGCGGUCCCCAAAACACCGGAACUCACCACCACAUAUACAAGACACUUGCUUGUCUGUCAUUGAUACUGCCCUGGCUGAUAUGGCCUGCGCAUGGGAAAUGGCCAACGAUGCGAGACGUGGGUUGCGGGAAGUGCUGAGUAGCUGGAGCAUCUCAUUCGAUACCACGAGCGACCACUCUAAGCCGUCGUCUCCGCAGGCGACAACCACAACCUCGUCAUCCAAUUUCUUCCAUUUCCGAGACUCAUGUGUGGUACAGAAUGUCACGCCGAGAGGCCAUCAUGUGCAGAGCAGCAUGCCAAACGUCGUGGGAGCCCCUCCUCUCGAUCUGGAACUCCUUGCUCAAUCCGACUUUGAUGAUGACCUUGCCACCAUGUUUCACAACCCCGAAGAUUCGGACAGCAACUUCUGGAACUCUGUCACAGGUAGUGGGACACCGUCAUCGUCGUCAUCGACUAGCUCACAGGCAUCCGCUUAUGUGUACGGGACAUGA
Molecule: messenger RNA, 3783 nt
Organism: Fonsecaea multimorphosa CBS 102226
Lineage: Eukaryota; Fungi; Ascomycota; Eurotiomycetes; Chaetothyriales; Herpotrichiellaceae
Exons: 13
Coding region: 1-3783 (1260 amino acids)
Biological process (GO): regulation of DNA-templated transcription; DNA-templated transcription; transmembrane transport
Cellular component (GO): membrane
Molecular function (GO): DNA-binding transcription factor activity, RNA polymerase II-specific; DNA binding; zinc ion binding
Source: RefSeq, a predicted model, not a curated record